Molecule: messenger RNA, 8361 nt
Organism: Prinia subflava (tawny-flanked prinia)
Lineage: Eukaryota; Metazoa; Chordata; Aves; Passeriformes; Cisticolidae
Gene: KCNC2
Product: potassium voltage-gated channel subfamily C member 2
Exons: 5
Coding region: 3512-5380 (622 amino acids)
Biological process (GO): protein homooligomerization; potassium ion transmembrane transport
Cellular component (GO): voltage-gated potassium channel complex; neuronal cell body membrane; axon terminus
Molecular function (GO): delayed rectifier potassium channel activity; protein binding
Source: RefSeq, a predicted model, not a curated record
AUGAUUAUAAAUAAUAAGGGAAAAUAGCAAAAUACAUGAAAGAAACAAGUAGAAGCUUAAUAAAAUGUUAAUGAUAGUGGAUAUUUAAAAUAAUUAAUUUACUUAAUAAUCAGCUAAAUUGAUAUAAACAGAUCUUAUUUUAUCUGUUGCACUGUCUUCAGUUAUAAUUUUUGAUUAUAAACUUGAUUAUUUUUAAUUUCCCAAUUACAACAUCAUAUAAAUAAUAUGAAAUAGUGAUCUGCACUAGAAAAACUUGGUGGCUUCAACCUCUCAUGUCCUCCUCAGGAUGGCAGAUGUUAUCUGGCCAGGUUAAACUUCCCAGUGACCCAUUCGUUAACAGGGACAGACCUCCACCAGAAGGUGAUUCAGAGCAUGACUUUAGCUGAGGUAUUUAUCCUUAAAUUUGCUUUUUUUUUUUUUUUUUGUGCAUAUCCCUUCUUCCAUUUACUCUUGUUGUUAGGCAGCUGGCAACCCAAUGACUUGGCAUUACAGUACUCAAGCUUGGACAAAGAAUGAUUGCUCCUCAUCAGUAAAAUGCUCAGUUGCCUUGGGUUUCUCGUAGUGAUCCUUAUAUCUAAUUUCAUUGCUUUGCUGGUUAAAGCCAUAACAUAGGAUCUUUCCCUUUGUAAAGGAAUUAUUAGCCAGCAGGGAAAAUCAGUUGUGCAUUGCUCAGUGUCACUCAGUUCCUCAAAUAAAGCCCUAAAUUCUGCGGUACGGAAAUGUUUCUGCUUAUCUUUUAAAUGAAUAUGUUUGAGCAUGUGUGUAAAUAGUUUUUGGUUUGUUGGGGUUUUUUUCCCCUUUGCAGACAUAUUUCAUGGUAAGGCUCACUCAGCAGACACAUUCUCUCUCUUACAUAUGUCUCAUGCUUUCACUCUUACUGGAAGCACUGAAGAGUGCAAAAAUUCAGGUCAAACUCUUGUAGGGAGGAAAUUAAUUCAUAAAUGUCACUAUGUCUAUGUAGAAUAUUGUGAUUCAAGAAAAUUUCAGCUCUGGAAAGUCAACAUCUAACAUAAUUUCAUCCUUCAUUGAGAAGUCUGCCACAUGAUGAAACUACAAGGAAGAAUGACACACAGAGAAAUUACCAGCAUUAUAUUUAGUAACAGACAAGUUCUAGAAUGUGAAAAUUUUUAUAUGACCAAAGGACUACUAUAUUCUGGAAAAGACCAUUCCUCUUCUUACCAAUUAGAAAAAUUCUUUCUGUUGCUUAUUCUUUUUUUCUGUUUCUUAUUUUUGUUGCAAUAAAACCCCCCUGCAUGCUUCACAAGUCUGAAGUGUCAACUGGUUGCUCAUAAUACAUGCCUUUUUCAUGGCAAUGGCAUUACAGGUAUGACUGUAAAGAUCUUGUUUAUGAGAUCCCAUCCUUGUUAGUCUCAGGUUUCUUAGGAGUUUGGGUGGGUUGUGAGGGUUGUUUUUUUUUUUUUCUUUGGGAGGUGGUUAGUGGGGGUGGGUUUAGUGUGUUUUUGUUGCUUUUGUUAUUGUCAGGGCUUGGUUUUUUUGUUUUGUGUGAUCUUCUUUUCUGGAGGGGUCAGCUUGUUAACUUGGGCACAGAUGUGGGACUUGAGCAGACGGUGACAGUUCAGAAGGAAGUCCUGGUACUCUGUGAUGAUACAGUUUGUGUAGUGUUUUGGCAGCUACUGCCACCCUAUGGUUUUCCAUAAUGGAUGAAUGCUGCAGAGCUUUAAUGUGUUGCAUUUCCCCAGAAACCUCUUGUAGGUCAGAGGGAAGACAAUGAAUAUUCCUGCUGUCUUACUCACUCCUUCUCUAUGUCCCCUUUUCAGAAAAAUCCCAUCUGCAAAGAAAAUCAGGUAUGGCAUGAGAAGCUAUAGGUGGCAUUAGGACGGUAGAAUCUUUUCCACUGCAUUUACAACUAUGUCAUUGAAUAUUAAUUUUGGUUCCAAGGGUUUUCACUAACUGAUUAUAUCUGCUUUGGCAGGAUAGAUUUUGCUUUUUUUUUUUAGGAACUUCAAAAUGUACAUCUGGAGAAAGCUUCCAAAACCCAUUUCUUAAAGUUGCUGCUGCUUUGGGAGCCUGUGUUUACAUCAUAGAUGCCACAUAUAGACAGAUCUGGGUUAAAGCAAUCUGGUCUAAGCAGAGUGUCCUCAGAGCAUUGCUUCCAGCAGAGCUUUGCCCUCCAGACGCCAGCAAGUGCCCAGCUGAAGGCUCUGAUGCGGAAAGAGGACGUUUCAGAUGCCAUUAUUCCACUCAUUGCCCUCCUUCAGGCCAGGGAAUACCCUUUGCGUGGAGGAAGACUUUUUUUCUUUUGAGAGUGGCAAGAGGGAUCACCUCUUACGUUGUAUAUCUUCUCUUUGGGGCUGGAAGCUUCUUUCCCUUUGACCAACCCAGCUCAAACCAGCCAGCAGUGUAGGCUGUACAAAAUAACUCAGCUGAGGGCUCCGGCAGAGAUAUAACAGGCAGAGAUAUGGGACUCUCUGAUAUAUUAUAGUGCACAGGCAUUGGCUCCCCGCGUAUAUUACGGGGGACUCUCAAGUUCCAUCCCCUCUGCCACACCCAACCUCACACCUAUGCAGUGCACGAAGUCUGAAGUGCAUUCACUGCCAUUUUUCUUAGCCGACACAGAAACAGGAUGCCCUCUCCUUACGCCGGUUCCCAAACCGCGCUGCCGGCCGGCCCAGGGCGGCUCUGGGGCUCCCUCGAGUCGGGGCACUCCCCGUCGGCGGUGCCCCGGUACCCCGCGCAUUGCCUGCCCCGCCCGCGGGGCUCUGCAAUCCUCUCCCGGGGCCUCAGCAGCUCCUCUCCUCAGCCACCUGUAGCUACGGCCGAUUUUUCUGCAUUUCUCGGAAAAAUAGCUAUUCUCAGCCCCGCUCCCUUCCCGCGUGUUUUACUCAAGUGAGCCGAAUGUCCGCGUAUCAGGAGCGGGGCGGUGUCUUUUUCGGAAAGAUGCACUGUUUGUUUUCGCUGUCGCCUGCCUGCGCCCCCCGGGCUGGUAGCGCGGGACCAGAGGGGUGUGUAGUGCUGGCUCGGCUGCCCCUGCCUCCGCCCCGGGGCGGAGCUGCGGCCCCAAAUGAGGUACGGUUCACCUUUGGGUUCGUGUUCCCGGAGCGCCGCUGGAAUCGCGGCGGUCCCGGUGCCCGGCGCGGCGCGGCCCCGCUGAUGGCCCUGCGCUCCGCCGCUGGUCCCCGCUCCCAGCCCCGAGGCGGACUGGCCGCACGCCCCUAGAAGAUGAGGGGAGCGGGAUCUCCGCGCGGGCGGCGGGAGCCGCUGUUACGCCUGCCGAAGUUGAGCAUGGAGGGAGGUGAAACAGCCACCUGAACGCGGAGAAACACCCGAAACGACAACAAGUAGUCUCGCGUGGCAGGGCGGCACGGAGGGCGGCUGGGGCCGGAGCCCGCCCGGGAACAGAAGCCGCUGUCACUCCUCCGGCACAGGCAGAAGCUCGUCCCCCGCGGACCUGCCGGCGACCGGCUGCCUCCCGCCCAGCGACCGGCGCGCCCCCCUCCCGAUCGCCGCCGCCGCCUCCCGCGCUCUCCCCAGUCAUGUCCCACCCGGAGCGAUGGGGAAGCUCGAGGACAACGAGAGGGUGAUCCUCAACGUGGGGGGCACGCGGCACGAGACCUACCGCAGCACCCUGAAGACCCUGCCGGGGACCCGCCUGGCUCUGCUCGCCUGCGAGUCCCAGAGCGAGUCCCCGGGCGGCGAGGAGCCGCCUCCGGCCCCCAACCCGCCACCGCCUCCGGCGGGCGGCUGCCCGGAGCCCGGCAGCGGCUGCAGCGCCCGGGGCAGCGGCGGCGCCAGCGAGUUUUUCUUUGACCGGCACCCAGGGGUCUUCGCCUAUGUGCUCAAUUACUACCGCACCGGCAAGCUGCACUGCCCCGCCGACGUGUGCGGGCCGCUCUUCGAGGAGGAGCUGGCCUUCUGGGGCAUCGACGAGACCGACGUGGAGCCCUGCUGCUGGAUGACCUACCGCCAGCACCGCGACGCCGAGGAGGCCCUCGACAUCUUCGAGGCACCCGACCUGCUGACGGGCGAGCCGCCCCCCGACGGCGACGACGACGACUUGGCCGCCAAGAGACUGGGCAUCGAGGACGUGGGGGCGGCCUCCGAGGGCAAGGGCGGGCGCUGGCGGCGGCUGCAGCCCCGUGUCUGGGCGCUCUUCGAGGACCCUUACUCCUCCCGCGCCGCCAGGUUCAUCGCUUUUGCCUCUUUAUUCUUCAUCUUAGUUUCAAUCACAACCUUCUGCCUGGAAACACAUGAGGCUUUCAAUACUAUUAUAAACAAAACUGAGCAGGUCAUCAAUGGCACAGAAGCUGUACUACAGUAUGAGAUUGAGACAGAUCCUGCACUGACAUACGUGGAAGGAGUCUGCGUGGUAUGGUUUACAUUUGAAUUUUUAGUACGUGUCAUUUUUUCUCCCAACAAACUUGAAUUCAUCAAAAACCUCUUGAAUAUCAUUGACUUUGUGGCCAUCCUGCCCUUUUACCUAGAAGUGGGCCUGAGUGGGCUCUCCUCCAAAGCUGCUAAGGACGUGCUCGGUUUCCUCAGGGUGGUAAGGUUCGUCAGGAUCCUCCGUAUUUUCAAGCUCACUCGACACUUUGUGGGCCUCAGGGUGCUGGGCCACACGCUGCGAGCCAGCACCAAUGAAUUUCUGCUGCUGAUAAUAUUCCUGGCACUCGGUGUUUUGAUAUUUGCCACUAUGAUCUACUACGCAGAGCGAGUGGGGGCCCAGCCGAAUGACCCGUCUGCAAGCGAACACACGCAGUUCAAAAACAUCCCCAUCGGCUUCUGGUGGGCUGUGGUCACCAUGACCACCCUGGGGUACGGGGACAUGUACCCACGGACUUGGUCAGGCAUGCUGGUGGGAGCCCUGUGUGCGCUGGCGGGAGUGCUCACCAUAGCCAUGCCUGUGCCUGUGAUAGUUAACAAUUUUGGGAUGUACUACUCCCUGGCCAUGGCAAAGCAGAAACUGCCAAGGAAACGAAAGAAGCACAUCCCUCCUGCUCCGCAAGCCAGCUCACCCACCUUCUGCAAGACAGACUUGAACAUGGCCUGCAAUAGCACACAGGGUGACAUCUGCCUGGGCAAGGACAACCAGCUGAUGGAACACAACAGAUCAUCAGUGUUAUCAGGUGAAGACAGUGCAGGAAGUGAGCAGCCACUCUCACCUGGUGAAAGGCUCCCUCCCAUCAGACGCUCUAGUACAAGAGACAAAAACAGAAGAGGGGGAACAUGUUUCCUACUGACAACAGGUGAUUACACGUGUGCUACUGAUGGAGGGAUCAGGAAAGGCUAUGAAAAAUCUCGAAGCUUAAACAACAUAGCUGGCUUGACAGGCAAUGCUCUGCGACUGUCUCCAGUAACAUCACCCUACAGCUCACCUUGUCCUCUAAGGCGCUCUCGGUCUCCCAUCCCUUCCAUCUUGUAAACCAGAUGGCGUCAAUCGGCUACAUAGUAUUAAAUCAAAUACUGUUUACCACAUAUUGGAAAUAAAUGUAGCAUCAAGCAUAGGCUCCACAAAUAUGGUCUAACUCCUGCAUGAUACAACUGUCAGUAGUGAGAAAAGCCACUUGUGUAGCUGAAGAUUUUUGUCUUGGCUUUUAAAGAUUACUUAAGGUAGCAUUUCUUCUUUUAUCUACUAUAUUGUCCUACUUUCCUGUGGCAAUAAAAGGACAGUUAGUGGAUGCUGUUGUCCAGUCUAUUCAAUAAAUAAGCAUAUUUUCAGGGAGAUUUACUUAAAAUAAUGUGCUUCCAAGUAACUAUCAGUCACUCCAUUGAAUCUCCAUUUCUUGUGACUCUAAUCCAUUCUGAAGAUGUCUGCUCUGAAGGGUCUGCUCAUUUGCAUGGACCAUCCUGUCUCCAUCACCUGACAAGCAGUGUUGCCGAUCGUGGAGACCACAGAGGGCUCUGGAUGUGUGUUCUCACAUUGUUACCAUCCUGCUGAAAUGAACGCACUGAUAAACUGGUCUGCAUGUGGGAUUGUUUUUCUUUGUUUAACCUUUUCCUUUAUUUUUUAACUAUCUACUUGUUUAUAAACAACUUUAUUUUGUGAUUAACUUAUUUCGGUACUGGAUUGCUGUAUCAGAGUUCUGAAUGUCUCCGGUUGUUUGCACACAGAUAACUGCAAAGAGGUUGUCAUUACUGGUUACACGCAAGCAGAAGCCAGAUCUCUUUCUUAAUGGCUUGGGGAAGGCACAAAACAUGCAAGAAAGGUAAACGCCAUCCAGACUUGCAAUUUUAAGCUAGCAAGUGCUGCUUGGUACUGUAGUAUUUUCUCUACUCCAGGGUUCUUCAACAUUUUCAGAAGCUGAGUACCAAGUAAAAUUGAAACAAUUACUGGGGGCUUUUUUUUUUUACCAUUGUAAGAGGGUAGUAGUUCUCAAGUUGGGUUUUUGACCAGCCUUAUACCUCUGGCUCAUGAGCUUCAAAAAUUUCUUCAGUCAAUGUUUUAAGAGGUGCUUUGUCCUAUAUGUUGUUUGUCUGUAUGUUUUGCAACCUGUGUCCUUGUAUUCUCCAUCUGUCUCCAUAAAGCACAGAGAUACUGUUAAAAUGCCCCCCUCUUUUAAGUUGAACUAAGAACACUUUUUCUCCUUUUCUCUUUUUUUUUUUUCAUAUGGACUAUACAUCUGUGUAUAGAUAGAAAUAUACAUAUUUUUCAAGUGCAGUUAGUAUCAUCUAGACUAACUCGUGUGCACUCCUAAGAUUUUUCGAGCGGCUUUUCAGCACCGACCGGUUGCCUAUUGCAUCAAUCUUCCUCCUAGCAACCAGCAUUCAUUACAAUUUUGAAACUGUAUCUCCUCUAGUGGCUUUUUGAUUCAAUAUUAACCUCUGUUUAUGCAACAGGACAAAUGCAAUGGCAAAUUUGAGGUUCUGGGCUGGUGAGGAAAAGUAAUCCUUAAACUGUAGAGUUUUAGAACUACAUGGGGAAGACCAUAAUGACUGAAAUCUUUAGUGAUCCUUGAAAUUGUUGAAUAAUUCCUGACUGUCAUGUCUUAUUUUUUUGUUAGGAAAAGAAAUUAAAUUUAUUGUUGACCAUGUAACAUGUUCUUCUGUAUAUAGCCAAGCCCAACAGCAUGACCUGCAUGUCAGAAUUCUUGUACAAUAAUGUAUUUAUCAAAGUAUACAUUUCUGAUAUUUAGAGAUGUACAUUGAUUUACUUUUGGUAAAAUAUUGUCAAUAGAGAGAUAAUUGCAAACAGCUUUUAGCAAAUGAAUUAAUAUUAUAUCUGGUGCUGCUGUUAUAUUAACUACAGUGUUGUACAGAAUUUAUCAUGGAUUUUUGACUGCUGAAAAAGGGACAAUGGAAUUUAGCCAUACCAAGGACUGUACUGGAAAGAGACUGCUGCUGCUGAAUGGACCCUGAUAAACGACUCACACCUUGAGGAGGUCACUGAGACUUUGCGUGCGAAGUAGAGCUUGUUAAAGAAGAUGAAAGACCGCUCGUAAUUACUGCUGCCAGAGGAAGGGGUGACUAGGCACUCUUGAUGAGUCAGUGUAAAUAAAACGUGUGUGCAUGGAAUAUCAGUUUUUAUCUAUAGCAAGGAAAGCUGAAUUCAUGUCAUCAUUGCUAAGGCUCCAUGCAAAGACCCACGCCCCUGUGUUUAUUAUUCCUGGUUCCUGCAGUAAGCUGUGCUGUGGAUCAUACAAAGACACACGCUUAAUAAUGGUAGUGAUGUAAAUUACAUCUGUCUUGACUUCUGUCAUACUAAUGGCAUAUAUUGCAAAAGUCACAAAUUUGAACCGAGUAGGUUUGCAUAAGUCCUUGCUUUCUCAGUUUGCCAUGACCUAAAUUGUUAUGAAUUCUAGUGUACAUGCCAAGUCCUAAGUUUACUUUUCACAAUAAUAACAAAAAUGUGACUGCAAACAAACAUCACUGACUUUGUUCACAGCACACAGUCUUCUUUCUAUGUUACCUCAAACUAUAAGUAUUAUCAGAAAUAAAAUUCUGGCAGCAAGAAUAUUUUGUGGUUUUUUUUUUUUUUAAUUCAAAGUGUUGCAAACCCAACAUUAUUAACUUUAAAAAAUUGUAUUAAAAUUAUAUUCUACAAAUGUAUAUUUUACAUAAAAUAUAUAUUCUUUGAUAAGUUAUUUUCUGUAAUUUUUGUGGUAAAUGGAUCUAGUCUAUUCUAUGUUUAUGAGACAUUGUAGUGCUACGAUGUGGUAAUUAUGUUCUCUCCAUCCUACUCAGUGGGAAAUUCUCCAGAAUCUGUUUUGUCACCCUGGUGUCCUGAUUGUAGGGACCUGUCCCAGUUGUGAAACUCUGUAUUGUGGAACUUCUGUGAACAUGUCAAGGUGCAUGCACAAUCCUGGUGGAAACCAGUGGAAAUGUAAUACCUGAAUUGGAGAAUAAAAGGCAAAAGACCUGGGGAGGAAUUUGGAGCAUAUCUUCUGAACUGGCUCAUGAGCUUUC